GUUGUGUCUCAACUCCCCUUCUCCUUCUGCUUCUCCGGCCUCUGGGUUGGUCAGAUACCCAGGUAGUCGUAUCAUUGUUUACACCAGACAUCAGACACAGACACCAAUACCAACCUUAAUUAGUCAUUAAGAUCCGGAGAUAAAUCAUAUCAAGUCAAGUCGAAUCAGAUCAAAUCGACUUCAAACUCAUCUCAUCAUAUCGAACCAAGUUAACAACAAGAGAUCAACCAUCUAACCAUGUCUUCCCAUCCCCACAGUUCGCUUGGGCUGGAGAUGCUGCAGACUAUCCUUGGAGACCCUGUCACUGACCCCGAGGAAGAAUCUUUUCUCAUCUUCUCGCAAGCCAUACCAUCUCAGUCUCUAGGCUUCGUCGACUCCAAGGCUCCCACCAUCCAAGUCUCAGUCGCUGGUCGCGACUUGGAAAUACGCCAAUCACGAGGUCUGCUGACCUCGGACAGAAGUGGAGGGACCACCGGGGCUGUCGUCUGGAAAGUAACGCCGCUCUUUGCGGAGUGGAUUGCUUCCCCCAACUUCCUGUUCGACGCCGGCUACCUGGACUCAGCCUCUACUGCCCUUGAACUUGGCGCUGGCGUCUCGGGCAUCGUCGCGCUGACACUGUCCUCCAAGAUCAAACGAUACAUUGCCACGGAUCAGGAUUAUGUGAUCAAGAUCCUGAAGCAAAACAUACUGGAUAAUCUACCGGUCGCACCCUCGGAUUCAAAGGGCUCCCAGAAGAGGGCAAGGCCCAGGACCAAGACCCCCCAGGCCAAACAACAGACUUCAUCACCAAGAGUCGAUACGCUCGAGUUGGACUGGGAAAUGGACUCUAUGUCAUCGUUGCCACACCUCCUGGGCGAGCAAGACAAUCGCCUGGACUUGGUCAUUGCCUGCGAUUGCAUCUACAACGAGGCCUUGAUUGAACCGUUCAAUAGUACCUGCGCACAGCUUUGUCGACUUGGAUCCGAUAUGAACCCGGACAAACCCACUCUCUGUGUGGUUGCUCAACAGCUGAGGUCGCCUGACGUGUUCGAAUCGUGGGCCACGAAUUUUCAUUCAUUAUUCCACGUGUGGCGUGUCCCAGACAAGUUGCUGACGCCGCCACUGAGGGAGGACACGGGUUUCGUUGUUCACAUAGGUCUUUUGCGCUGACAUUCUGCUACCCGGAAGUCCUGUGAUACUUUACGCCAGACAUUGUCGGGCGACUUGCAGUAUCAGGAACCCAGUUCACGAUCUGAUAGGGAAUAUGCAACAAGGGAUCCAUUGUUUCGGACGCAUGCCCUAUUAUGACAAGACUAUCUACAGAUUCCAUAAUCC
Messenger RNA from Aaosphaeria arxii CBS 175.79, 1314 nucleotides. RefSeq lists its product as uncharacterized. Bases 238 to 1149 code for a protein of 303 amino acids. The record is from RefSeq and is a predicted model, not a curated record. The transcript has 3 exons. NCBI's taxonomy places the organism in Eukaryota, Fungi, Ascomycota, Dothideomycetes, Pleosporales.